Molecule: messenger RNA, 765 nt
Organism: Rhinolophus ferrumequinum (greater horseshoe bat)
Lineage: Eukaryota; Metazoa; Chordata; Mammalia; Chiroptera; Rhinolophidae
Product: 40S ribosomal protein SA-like
Biological process (GO): cytoplasmic translation; ribosomal small subunit assembly
Cellular component (GO): cytosolic small ribosomal subunit; ribosome; 90S preribosome
Molecular function (GO): structural constituent of ribosome
Source: RefSeq, a predicted model, not a curated record
AUGUCCAGAGCCCUUGCUGUCCUGCAGGUGAAGGAAGAGGAUGUCCUUAAAUUCCUUGCAGCAGGAACCCACUUAGGUGGCAUCGACCUUGACUUCCAAAUGGAACAGCACAUCUACAAAAGGAAAAGUGAUGGUAUCUGCAUCACAAAGAGAACCUCAGAGAAGCUUCUGCUGGUGGCUCAUGCCCUUGUUGCCAUUGAAAACCCAGCUGAUGUCAAUAUCACAUUGUCCAGGAAUACGGGCCAACAAGCUGUGCUGAAGUUUGCUGCUGUCACUGGGGCCACUCCUACUGCUGGCUACUUCUUUCCUGGAGCCUUCACUAACCAGAUCCAGGCAGCCUUUUGGGAGCUGCAACUUCGGGUGGUUACUGAUCCCAGGACUGACCACCAGCCUUUCACAGAAGCAUCUUAUGUUAAUCUGCCUACCAUUGCUCUGUGUAACACAGAUCUUCCUCUGCACCAUAUGGACAUUGCCGUCAAGAACAACGAUAAGGGAGCUGACUCAGUGGGUCUGAUGUGGUGGAUGUGGGCCCAGGAAGUUCUGUGCAUGUGCAGGACCAUCUCCCGUGAACAUCCAUGGGAGGUCAUGCCUGACCUCUACUUUUACAGAGAUCCUGAAGAGAUUGAAAAGGAAGAGCAGGUUGCUGAUGAAAAGGCUGUGACCAAGGAGGAAUUUCAGGAUGAACGGAGUUCUUUAGCUCCUGAAUUUACUGCUACUCAACCCAAGGUCUCUGAAAGGGUAGGAACAACCACUGGUUGGUCUUAA